GUCGCGGGCACUGUAAGUUGCACAACGGCAUUACAGCGAUUAUCUCCGAACCCGGCAAUGACUACUUGAAUAUUGUGUUGACUCAUGAUUCACCUCCUUGCAACAUCAUGACUUGCCGACACCACAUUGUUGGCGGCCAAUUGACAAGAUGCGAUUGCCAUCCGGCCCGCCGCCCAUCAUUCGCAUCGCCAAUGGCACCUUCUAUCGACAACAACCGGGCUCUGUCUCGGCACUAACGUCGCAAGCACACGUUCACGCCCAUCCAAACCCACCGUACUUCAAGAAUUUGAGCUUCGAGCUGCCCGCGCGGAGCAAGACGGCACACAAUUGGUGCAUCGUCGGGCCGUCCCUUUCCGGAAAGACCACCUUCCUGCAGGUCCUCCGCGGCCAACACUUGGCUUUCCCCCCCACGUCACGGGCUUUUCCGUACCUCAGCACUGAAGAGGUCCCGUCGCAUCUGCGGACCCCGGCGCGUGCGGUCCAGUACGUCGGUUUUGACUCACAGGGCAGCGGCAGCGGCCUCGGCCCAGCUGCUCCGACCUACUUGGCCGCGCGGUACGAGUCGCGGCGGGAGAUCACCGACUUCUCCCUGCGGGACUUCCUCCUGGGCAACACGCAGCUGAACCCGUCUAAGCUCCCCGACGACAAAGGCGUCGACGAGAAGCUGUUCCAGCGCGUGGUGGCCGACCUUCGGCUGGAGAGCCUCCUGGAUCUGCCCGUGACCUUCCUCUCUAACGGCCAAGGGCGGCGAGCGCGCAUUGCCCGGGCGCUGCUGACGAGCCCGGAGGUCCUGUUGCUCGACGAGCCCUUUAUGGGCUUGGACCCGCCGACCGUCUCCGGUCUGAGUCCGCUCCUCCAGUCGCUUGCCGAGAAGGCGAAUCCGCGGCUGGUGCUGAGCGCCCGGCCACAGGAUCCCCUGCCGGACUGGAUCACGCACCUGGUCUACCUCAGGACGGAUGCCCAGGUCGCGGCCAUGGGCACCAAGGAGACGGUCCUGGAAGGGCUGAGGAAGUAUGUGCGGGGCGUCCGAAACGGAAAAUUGGCCGAGGAUGAGUCGCUGCCGGUGCAUGCUCUUAGUGAGAUGGGCAGGACGCUCACAAAGGAUGGAGUCACGGGGGAGGGAAUGGCCGAGGACUUCUCAAUCGGCGUUCCCGCUCGAGGGGGUGCCACGGAUUCAGAGACUAAGAGUCUCGGUGAGCCCCUCGUCGAGAUGGCCGGCUGCAGAGUCCAAUACGGCGGGAAGGUUGUCCUGGGGAAUUGGACCGAGGAGAGAGACGGCGAGACCGUCAGCGGUCUUCACUGGACGGUUCGGAGAGGCGAACGGUGGGGCGUCUUUGGCCCGAAUGGGUCUGGCAAGACCACCAUCGUUUCCCUCCUCUGCUCUGACCAUCCCCAGACCUACUGCCUCCCCAUCAGGUUGUUUGGCCGCAGCCGGCUGCCCGAGCCGGGUUCCGGCGAGCGGCCUCUCACCUUCUGGGACGUCCAGUCCCGCGUAGGCCAUUCGAGUCCCGAGAUCCACCAGCACAUGCCGCGCAAUCUGACCAUUCGACAAGUGCUCGAGAGCGCGUGGGCCGAUACGUUCCGCAGCAAGCCGAAGCUUGACGCGGCUGCCACGGAACAAGUCAAGGCCACGCUCAGAUGGUUCGAACAGGAGCUCAAUCCUGCCGUCUUCCACAAACAGGCACGGCCGACCUUGUCCGACGGUAGUGCAGAUGGGUCGGUUGGGUGGGCCAACGAUUACAUGUUUGGCGAACUGUCCUUCAGUGCCCAGCGCGUCCUGCUCUUUCUCCGUGCCAUCAUUAAGCACCCUGACGUUGUGGUGCUCGAUGAGGCGUUUGGCGGCAUGGAUGAUGCCGUCCGAGACAAGUGCAUGCUUUUCCUGACUUAUGGAGAAGAGAAGAUGUACUCACUUGGCCCCAAGCAGGGCAAUGGAUCGCUGACGGGCGCCACCAUAGUGGAUAGCCCGGCCUCCAGGUCGGGCAGCGUGAAGGUAACCGGUCUCUCGGAUCAGCAGGCGCUCAUUUGUAUCAGCCACGUCAAGGAGGAGGUGCCUGACUGCGUGAGGGAGUGGCUAUGCCUGCCGGAAGCCAACACCGGCCUGCCGGCGAGGUUCGGGCGGCUGGAUGGCCCCUUAAGGAACAGCUCGAAGCGCUGGGCCGAGAUCUGGGGCGUCGGACAGGGAGCUUCAGCACCGCCGGUAUAGCCAUAGCUUCUCACCUGCUACUGUGGACGUACUGUACUCUAGGUGCUAUACACAAACAUAUAACCAAACCAUGCGGCCUUUUCUCGAUAAAUCAGUGG
Thermothelomyces thermophilus ATCC 42464 is the source of this 2301-nucleotide messenger RNA. RefSeq lists its product as uncharacterized. Bases 149 to 2203 code for a protein of 684 amino acids. Gene Ontology annotation, molecular function: ATP binding; ATP hydrolysis activity. NCBI's taxonomy places the organism in Eukaryota, Fungi, Ascomycota, Sordariomycetes, Sordariales, Chaetomiaceae. The record is from RefSeq and is a predicted model, not a curated record. Gene Ontology annotation, cellular component: mitochondrion. The transcript has a single exon.